Molecule: messenger RNA, 1363 nt
Organism: Hibiscus syriacus
Lineage: Eukaryota; Viridiplantae; Streptophyta; Magnoliopsida; Malvales; Malvaceae
Product: 4-hydroxybenzoate polyprenyltransferase, mitochondrial-like
Exons: 8
Coding region: 1-1170 (389 amino acids)
Biological process (GO): ubiquinone biosynthetic process
Cellular component (GO): mitochondrial inner membrane
Molecular function (GO): prenyltransferase activity
Source: RefSeq, a predicted model, not a curated record
AUGGCGUCGUUUCGGCUCACUCGUUACGCCUCAAGGGCCCUCCUCAGACCCUCUCUUGCUUCCUCGCUCUCUAUCCUCUCUUCUUCAUCGCAAUCAUCCUCAACCGCGAUUACCAGUCUCCAUUUCAGCAUACCGUUCACUCGACUUUCUCAUUUAUUUCCCGAUUAUGAUGAUUCUCGUCAUCAUUUCAAAGUCUCCAAGGAAAAUCUGUCAUUCCUCUCAAAUUUCAGACCUGGACUUUGUUGGAUAUCCACCUCUUCUGGAGUCGCCGACAACUCGGGUAAAGGUGAUCAACCACGUAGUAGUAGCAAUAACAAAAAUGUUACGGGGGUUCCCUUUUGGAUUGACGUUUAUUUGCCCCGAGGAAUUCAGCCUUACGCUAAGCUUGCCCGCCUCGAUAAGCUUAUUGGAACUUGGUUACUUGCUUGGCCUUGCAUGUGGUCAAUUACAUUAGCAUCGGCACCAGGCGAUCUUCCUGAUUUUAAGAUGAUGGCUUUGUUUGGUUGCGGUGCUCUGCUUUUGAGGGGUGCUGGUUGUACCGUCAAUGACCUCCUUGAUCGGGAUAUUGAUACUAUGGUGGAACGUACAAAGCUAAGACCAGUUGCAAGUGGUCUUUUGAAACCAUUUCAAGGGAUUUGUUUUUUUGGGUUUCAACUGCUUUUGGGUCUUGGAAUUCUCCUUCAACUUAAUAAUUAUAGCCGUGUAUUAGGAGCUUCGUCCUUGUUGCUAGUUUUCUCUUAUCCUCUCAUGAAGAGGUUUACAUUUUGGCCUCAAGCCUAUCUUGGUCUGACCUUCAACUGGGGAGCAUUAUUAGGUUGGUCGGCGAUUAGAGGGAGUCUAGAUCCAGCCGUUGUGCUCCCACUGUACUUUUCUGGAGUAUUUUGGACUCUUGUGUAUGAUACAAUAUAUGCACAUCAGGAUAAAGAGGAUGAUAUUAAAGUUGGUGUUAAAUCUACAGCCUUGAGGUUUGGUGAUACAACUAAAGAGUGGACAACUGGGUUUGGAAUUGCAUGCAUAAGUAGUCUUGCUCUCAGUGGAUACAAUGCUGAUAUAGGGUGGCCAUAUUAUGCCUUUCUCACAGCAGCAUCUGGACAAAUGGCUUGGCAGAUAUGGACUGUUAAUUUAACAUGCCGUGCAGAUUGCAAUAGAAAGUUUGUAUCCAACAAGUAGUUUGGUGCGCUUAUUUUCAGCGGGAUUUUAUUUGGAAGAGUCUUCUCGUGAAGGUAUUCUUUUCAGCGGGAUUUUAUUUGGUUUCAAAUAUGUUUGGUGAAUUUCACCUUUUUUCCUCAACCAGGUCUGAUUAAACAUCCCAAACUAUUGAAACCAAAAACAGUUUUUGAGUGCCUGUAAUUGUCUUGGUAAA